GACUGCAUCGUGUCCCCCGCGAACUCGUUCGGGAUCAUGGACGGCGGAUUCGACCUUGUUCUCUCGCGCGCGUUCCAAGGAAGGUCCGCGGACGUCUAUGCCCUGACGGACCACGUCCAGGCGACGCUUGGGACGCGGUGGGGCGGAUUUGCACCGGCAGGGACGUGCACGCUCGUGCCGCUUCCGGCGGGAGUAUCCGGACGUGAGGGGAACAAGUGGGGGACGCAUACGCUGGCCGUUCUGCCCACGAUGAAGGAACCAGAGUGGGUAGGGUGGAAUCGGGAGCUGGUGUACAACGGCAUGUGGUCGCUGCUGUGCGAGAUCGGGCGGUGGAAUGAGGAAGCUGAGGGCGCGGGUCGCGAUCCCGGCGGGAGUCGGUGCCUGGAGGCGAAGAGGGAGGGUGAGAAGAACGGGCAGGAACGCAUCGAGCGGGUGGUCAUGACGGGGCUGGGGACGGGGACAGGAGGGGUCAGCGCGGCACGGUGCGGGCGGCAGAUGGUGCUGGCAGUGAAGCACUAUCUGCAAGGGCUGCCAGAGAAGGUGCGAUGG
This is a messenger RNA of Dichomitus squalens LYAD-421 SS1, 549 nucleotides long. Its product is annotated as macro domain-like protein. The record is from RefSeq and is a predicted model, not a curated record. The annotation marks the transcript as partial. The transcript has 2 exons. NCBI's taxonomy places the organism in Eukaryota, Fungi, Basidiomycota, Agaricomycetes, Polyporales, Polyporaceae.